AUGUCAUCAAAUCAUCAUUCAAACUGUACACUUGGCGCAUCUGGCGCAUUAAAACGAUGUGAUUGUGGCGAAGAUGGAUGUGAUAGUGAGAAAUUGUGGAAUGAUUUCGAGAGUUGUGCACAAUCGGUCGCCAAAUUGUAUAGAGAUUCGAGUUGGAGAAGUUUUCGCGGAGCUGCCGAAGGAACUACACAACUUUAUAAGGUUAUUGAUUGGAAUCCUUGAAUUUGAUUUUCAAGAGGAAUCUUUGCGAUUCCUAGAAUCUUUUUAUGAUUUUGAUUGCAGCUUGCUAAUUAGUAGCAGCUGAAAAUAUUCAUAAUGAAUUGGUCAAUGAGUCAUCUUUGGGUCUCAGCACGAAUAUCAUGGAAAAUCUAUGUUUUCUAGUAGAUUUUGACCGGCUUAUCUCAAUCCCGUUAUCAAAAAAUACUUAGCUCAACUCUGAAUAUGAGUUAUUUUUGUUAGAGAUAAAGUUUGAUGACUUCACAAGGUUCUAACUAGGUUUCAUGAAAAUCUAGCGUUGUUCAGUGCUUCAAUCAUAGAUUCAUUUUUUUUGAAUAAUCUGUGAAAGUUCAGAAAAGUAUAAGGGUAUUCUGAACUUUGGGAGAUUUUUCAAAAAGUUUGAAAUCAGCAACCUAUAAUUAAAGCACUGCUGAGCUACGCUAUGCUCAUAUAUUUUCCUGAAAUCUAGAUAGAGUCUUGUAAAGUCACCAAUCUUUGGCACUUACAGAAUUAGCUCAUAUUUAGAGUUGGGCUAAGUAGUUUUUGACAGCGGGAUUAAGAUCAGCAGGGCAAAAUCUACUAGAAAACAUGGGGUGGAAUCUGAGCUAAAACUCCCAAGAAAGCUUUAGAAAUAUCGAUUCUUUUAUUUUAUAAUAAGCUAGUCCCUGAAAUUUCUCAAAACAAAGAUCAUUAUAAAUAUUUUCAGCUGCUAAUGAUAAAUUUAGCAAGCUGUAUCAUUAUCAUGAGAUCAAACUAAAUCCAUUGGAUAGUUGUCAUCGUAAUUAUCUGAAGCAGAAUCAGAAGUUCAUUUUCGAACUAAAAUUGAAUUUCUGUUUCUCAAAUCGAUAUUUUCCAAUAUAUAUUUUAAUUUCCAAAUCAUUAGAAAUUGUGUAAUUAUUUUUCCUAAAAACGAAAUUUCGAAACAGUGGAUUUUUCAAAAGGAAGAUGAUUUUUCACUGAUUUAAAAUUCAUUAGUCAAAUGACUAUCGCUGUAGAAAAAAAAUUAUUUUUGCAGACCUCAGUCGAUGGAUAUCGUCGCGGUUAUGACAAAGGUUUCCAAUCAGGCCGCAGCAGUUUGGCAAAAGAAAUAUUGGCAGCAUUCAGCAGCGCCUCAAAAUUCGAUUUGAAUAUUGUCUUGGAAGUUCUCUAUCGAAAUAUGCGAAUGUCGACGGAAGAAAAUGGAGAUAAUAGCCAACAAUUAGCAAUUAGCCAAGAAACUCUUGAAGCAAUGCAAUUAUUUCAACAAGCACUCACACAGCCACCUGUUUCCAAUAAUGUUAAUUCAUCACCAAUGAGAAAUAAUAAUCAGGCGAAUCCGGAAUUGAACACCUUUUUUAUGUCGCAGGUUGGUUUGGGGGAGAAAAUUGUUCAAAAAUUGGGAAAAUUUUGAAACAGUGAAAAUUACGUUUCAAAAUUUUAUGAAAAAAAAAUCAUUUUUAUCUCUGGCUGAUAGAUAAAUUAUGUUGUUUUUAUAAAAAUUAUUAUAAGAUCCCAUUUUUCAAAUAAAAAAUUCACUGUUUCAAAAUUUCUGAAUAAAAAAUGUAGAAUUUCAUUUAGUGAUCGCAAACAAUCCAGGAAUUUCACAGUAAUUUCAUUCCUUGAAAAUUUACUGUUUCAAAGUUUCAUAGAGUUUCAAAGUUGUUAUUUUCGGUGUUAAUCCUAGUGAAUCGAAUAUUUUUUUAAAGAAAAAUUAAUUUUAAAAAUUACUGUUUCAAAAUUCAAUUUAAAAUUGUGCAAGUUUCCGAUGUUAAUACACACUUAUAUUCGUUCCAAAAAAAAUAAAAAGUUCAUGCCAGUCGAAUUUAAAACAAUAUCUGAAUUUAAAAAAAUGUUGAAACGUAAAAUCUGCUGUUCUUUUAUUUUGAGGUGGAGAUUUUCAAUAAUUUUGAAGCAAAAAAUUAAACUAGAAAAACCGGCAGUACACUGUUCUUCAAAAUAGAAAUUUGAGUUAUAAAAAUAUUGAAACAGUAAAUUUUCUAGAAUUUCUUAAUUGGGUUUUUGGAGAAUUUUAAUUCAUAUAUUUUCUCAAAAUUCACUGUUUCAAAAUUUUAGGAAUUUCAAAGAAUUUUAGUUUAUAUCAAUAGUUUUUCGUUCCCAUCUACCUCGCCUGAAAUUAAUUUUCACUAAAAUUUUCACUUACAACAUUAACCCAAAAAAUUUACUGUUUCAAAUUUUUCAUAAUUUCGAAAAUGUGAAUUUCAAGAAUAAUACAUUAAUUGUGAGCAACAAAAACAAUUCUGAAAAAUUUCCAAAUUUCAAAAUAAAUUCCAGGUUCAACGCCACCGCAAACGUCAACGUUCUCCAACUUCCAACUCUUCGCAAUCUCCAAAUUCUCAAUCAAAAAGACAACGAAAAUAA
Messenger RNA from Caenorhabditis angaria, 2574 nucleotides. The record is from the annotation of a GenBank genome assembly. Lineage: Eukaryota; Metazoa; Nematoda; Chromadorea; Rhabditida; Rhabditidae.